AUGGAGGGCGCCGUGUCGUCUGACCCAGCUUCAGAAAUCAGCUCUGAGACAAUCGAACUUACGACUCUGGACGGAACGACGGAAACCGAUGACCAGAAGAGCGCCAAACCACUUGUCUACGAGCUCGCCGAUGACUCGGACGGUGACUCUGACGAUGAGGGGGAAGGCAAUCGUGCUCUGUUAGGUUCUCUCAGGGAGGAACGGGUGUUUGUAGGGCACACGAGUAGAUGGGCUCAGGUGAAGAGCCUUGUCAUAGAGACCUCACCCACCCUUCUUAUAACUACUCUGGGACUGUUAUUUACGGGUGAAAUAUUGACCAAUGUCUCUCAUUGGAAAGCCAUGUCCCGCGUGGAUGAGCUGAUCAUGAUCAUCCCGGUUGUACUCAACCUGAAGGGAAACCUUGAGAUGAACCUUUCAGCCCGUCUGGGUACCGCUGCGAACAUGGGAGAGCUCGACGAGCCAUCAAGACGUAAAUCAAUCAUUCUUGGAAACUUGACGCUGCUACAGGUGCAGGCGACCGUCGUAUCCUUCGUCGCAGCGUGUGUCGCCUUCCUUCUAGGUCGUAUCAUACCCCGACCAGCUGGGGAGGAAGCAGUUUCGGCGGUCCUUUCUGGCAACAUUACUAGCUCGAUAGUGGCUAGGACUGUGGGUGCGAGAACACCACGGCCAAUCUUUCCAGGUGGCUCGCCAACGUCCGGCCUUUCAGAAUUCGCGAUGGUCGCGUCUGCUGCCAUGACAUCUACUUGCUUGUCCGGCUGUGUGCUUGGGUCGUUCAUGUGCACCCUAGUUGUGUUGUGUCGGCGAUUCGGGCUCGACCCAGAUAAUAUCGCACCGCCCGUUGCUGCCUGUCUCGGUGAUCUUGUCACGUUGACGAUCUUGGGUGUCGUUUCUGCGUUACACCUUUUAAUUAUUGACACGGUUAUCCCGCUUAUCAUCAUAAUAUUCCUCGUUGCGGCGGCUGUCGGCUGGACGGUCCUAACGCGCCGCAAUGAACACGUCCAGCAUCUGCUCACAGAAGGUUGGAUGCCCUUGUUCAUCGCCAUGAUCAUCAGCAGUGGGACAGGCCUAGUCCUGGACACGUUCGUCGGCCAAUACACUGGCUACGCCCUUGUUGCAGUUGUUGUCACAGGCCUUUCUGGAAACGUCGGUUCUGUGUUUAUCUCACGCCUCUCAACGGCACUGCACGCAGCGACGUUCACGCUGCCGACAGUCUUGUCCGACCUGCCAACCCUAGAUCAAGCGGACGAGAAGAGCCCUCACCCCAGCCAACGUAUGGUCAUGAUUACCCUCCUGCUCGUAAGCCUCCCAGUCAACAUCGCAUUCCUCGCGACAGUCUUCGCGUUCGGCUGGCUCCGCCUUUCCUUCCUCUUCAUAGUACUCCAAGUCAUCUUCUUCUGCAUUACAACCGUAAUAUCACUUUUCCUUGCGCAGGUAACGACGAACCUCCUGUGGAAACGCGACCUCGAUCCUGACAUGUAUGCGCUGCCAUUGAACUCCGCGCUGGUAGACCUCGUUGGCCAGCUCCUGCUGGUUUGCUGCUACGAGAUCGCUGCUCUCCUUGGCUCGCAUGUGCGCAGCCACGCAGAGAGCUAA
This is a messenger RNA of Sparassis crispa, 1593 nucleotides long. RefSeq lists its product as hypothetical. Bases 1 to 1593 code for a protein of 530 amino acids. Gene Ontology annotation, cellular component: plasma membrane. Gene Ontology annotation, biological process: monoatomic cation transport. Gene Ontology annotation, molecular function: monoatomic cation transmembrane transporter activity. The transcript has 7 exons. Lineage: Eukaryota; Fungi; Basidiomycota; Agaricomycetes; Polyporales; Sparassidaceae. The record is from RefSeq and is a predicted model, not a curated record.